This is a messenger RNA of Parathielavia appendiculata, 715 nucleotides long. RefSeq lists its product as uncharacterized. Lineage: Eukaryota; Fungi; Ascomycota; Sordariomycetes; Sordariales; Chaetomiaceae. The transcript has 2 exons. The coding region runs from base 300 to 671 and encodes 123 amino acids. The record is from RefSeq and is a predicted model, not a curated record.
GACCAAGCCAACAGCAAAUCCUAUUCACUGCUCCCUCACUACCAUUACCGCUACAGCAUCAGCAGCGGAAGCAGGUCAGCAUUGAAGCCGAUUGGGCAUCACCUGUGCCGAUACACCACACCAUGGCCAUUGUAGCUGAACGAAAACCAGCGCUAACAGACAUGCCCACAUAAACAGACAACUCCGAGACCGAAAAGGGUUUCGUUCCCAGCACCGAUGAGCUUACACUUGAGACCCCGCCGUCGUCUCCCCGAACUGCACACGGCUUCGUGUGGCUCAUGAUCGUCGCGGCCGUGCUCAUGGCCAACUCUCUCUUCACCACCGAAAAACACCAUCGCGGCCAAUAUCCUGGCGGCCGUCAUCCGGCAGUUCAACUCUUGCUCCAAAGCGUCAUUGCCAUCGUCUCGGGGCUGGGUUGCCGGCAGGACGGGCGGCUACGCCCUUGGUUCCUCUUCGCCGGCGCGCUCUGCAUCCCCGGCGUCGCUCCGCUCUACACCAUCACCCAGCACACCCCGCUCGCCAACGUGUAUGGCUAUCAGGUCCUUUUGGGCAUGAGCGAGGCCUACAUCUUUUAUCUUGUCGCUGAAUGCUUUGUCUUGCUGUUGAUCUUCCGGUUCAAUGCCAACGACAUGCUGUCGGCGUUAGUCGUCUUUUGCCUUGUGGCGACAUAAACAUGACAUAUGUUGUCAGCGGUUCAUGGUCCGGUUGAAGAGCA